AUGCCAUUGUUCCAGGAGAGGUUCCUCCCUUUGUGGAUCAAGAGCCCUUCCGCCAUUUCUUCAUGGAUUAGCUACGUCAAGAAGAACGACCGCGGCGUGAACGCCACCCAUGCGGAGGUGCGCAGCCUCGAUUGUCCCUUCAAACACGGCCCUGAGCGCCUCAAGUGGUUGCAGCAGAUCUUUGCUGAGCAGCAGUAUGGAGGAGGCGGAAAAUGCGAGUGGGGAUAUAAGCGGGUCACUCAUUGCUCCAUGACGGUGGGCGACAUUUUCAUCAUGGGCGAGCUGGUGUAUCUGUCAGCCUUCGACGGCUUCUGGGUGGUGAAUCUCAACGGCCAUUCGGAGUGCGUUCGUGUCGAGGACACCUUUGGCGCCACGGUGGAAGAGAAGGCUAGUGGAAGUGGAGACGUGCGGACAGAUCUGCAAGAGGCACUGGCCGCCUCGGUGGCUGUGGCACCAGAGCCCGUGCCCAAGCCCAAGCCUAAGAAGAUGCCAGGCAAAGGCGGUUUCAUGAGCUACGAUCCCCCGCGUUUGAUCCGAGACGCCCCAAUCAACCAGGAUGUCAAGGGUGGCAAGGGUGGCAAGGGUGAACAGGAGAAAGGCGACGGAAAGGGAAAAGGCAGCAACGCCACUGGCAACGUUGCCAACGACGCAGUUGCGGCAGAAGCUCAGCUCAACCUAGAUGUCAAGGGUGGCAAGGGCGAAAAGGAGAAAGGCGGCGGAAAGGGAAAAGGCAGCAACGCCACUGGCAACGUUGCCAACGACGCAGUUGCGGCAGAAGCUCAGCUCAACCUAGAUGUCAAGGGUGGCAAGGGCGAAAAGGAGAAAGGCGGCGGAAAGGGAAAAGGCAGCAACGCCACUGGCAACGUUGCCAACGACGCAGUUGCGGCAGAAGCUCAGCUCAACCUAGAUGUCCAGGGUGGCAAGGGCGAAAAGGAGAAAGGCGGCGGAAAGGGAAGGGCCAAAGGCAAGGGCAAGAAGGGCGGUAAGGAUUCCGCUGCCAAAGGCAACUGGGAGAAGGGUUAUGGCAAGGGAAAGGCCAAAGGAAAAGGCAAGAAGGAUAGCAAUGGCCAUGGCAAAGGUGCCAACGGCCCAGAGCACCAGCAGGUGAUGCCAGAAGCUCAGUUCAACGUGGAUGUCCCCGGUGGCAAGGGUGCAUGGGAGAAGGGCUACGGCAAAGGCAGGGCCAAGGGAAAGGGCAAGAAGGGCAGCGACGGCAAAGGAGCCAACAAUGCAGGUCACAAGGAUUUCACGGAUGUCAAGGGUGGCAAAGGCUAUCGAAACAAGGGCCAUGGCAAAGGAAAUGCCAAAGGAAAGGGCAAGAAAGGUGGCAAUGGCCAUGGCAAAGGUGCGAAUGACGCAGAGCACCAGCAUAUGAUGCCAGAAGCUCAGUUCAACCUGGAUGUCAGUGGCGGCAAGGGUGAACGGGAGAAGGGCAAUGGCAAAGGAAAGGCCAAAGGAAAAGGCAAGAAGGGAGGCAAGGAUUUCCAGGCCAAGGGGGAUUGGGACAAGGGCUACGGCAAGGGUAGCCCCAAGGGUAACGGCAAGAAGGGAGGCAAGGAUUUCCAGGCUAAGGGUGGUUGGGACAAGGGCUAUGGAAAGGCCAAUGCAAAGGGCAAGGGCAAGAAGGGCUUCGAGCAGAACAUCUACAUGUGCACUGGUUGGACGCCAUGGAUUGAAGGGAGCUGUGAAGGGAGCCGUGCCACGCUGUCGCAUCCCAAAAAAUGGCCAGCCAAGGAGCCAGGAAUUCGUGUUUUCUCAAGCUUGCCCUUCAAAAUUUUUGCACCGAGGCUACUAUCCGUUCUUUCCCCUUCAAAAUUGGUCAUAUUGAAUCUCCGCCCCCAAACAUCCUGGUUGGAUCUAUUCACAUGUUUGGGGGCUGCGAUGAAGGGUGAAUUGCUUGCCCUGUUUUGGUGGGCCAGUGAACAUGACAACUAUAUAAGAGAUAGCACCCAACAAUGGAUACAAUGGCAGUGUCCACAACCAAACCACUUUUCAUAUAUAUAUAUAUAUAUAGUUUCAUAA
Molecule: messenger RNA, 2022 nt
Organism: Cladocopium goreaui
Lineage: Eukaryota; Dinophyceae; Suessiales; Symbiodiniaceae
Source: the annotation of a GenBank genome assembly